This is a messenger RNA of Xiphophorus hellerii (green swordtail), 1548 nucleotides long. It is a transcript of the gene sra1, whose product is annotated as steroid receptor RNA activator 1. The coding region runs from base 184 to 900 and encodes 238 amino acids. The transcript is spliced from 6 exons. Lineage: Eukaryota; Metazoa; Chordata; Actinopteri; Cyprinodontiformes; Poeciliidae. Gene Ontology annotation, biological process: regulation of transcription by RNA polymerase II. Gene Ontology annotation, cellular component: nucleus. The record is from RefSeq and is a predicted model, not a curated record.
ACAACAAAACACAAGACUUUGUGUUUAGUUCAGGGGAGUUAGACAAGAAAUGGCCUUUAAUUAAAUCCAGGGUUUACCCGAAGUUUAAUUUACGCCUUUAUUCUGUAAAAGCUCUUCCGGUUAGCCUAGCUGCUAGCUCCGCUCAGCCUCCCCGGAAAGAAUCAGCUGAUUCCAGGCUCCAACAUGGAGGACAUGUACGUGAAACCUGGUAACCAGGAGCGGGGCUGGAAUGACCCCCCUCAGUUUUCCUACGGGCUGCAGACGGCUCGCGGACCUCAGAGGAACCCCUUGAGCAAGAGAGCCGUUCCAGCAGCGAAUUCAGGUCCAGGAGCUCCACCCACAGCCCCUCUGUCCUCCAACCCCAUGGCCCCACCCAUGUGUGGAGUAGCUCCGCCUCCUCUGCCAGCUGGACGUCCACCUGAGGCCACGCCCCCUGCCCAAACAGGACCAAUGAGAAGGCAGGGAGAGGCGGAUAGCAGCCAAUCAGAGCCCGACCUGGAGGCUGUGAUGUCAGUGCUGAACAGAGCGCUAGAGGCCUGCAGGAGCUCCGUGAGGGCUCAGGUGUGUAACGAGGUCGCUAAGAGGCUCUGCCUCCUGGAGGACAGCUGGAGGUCAGGUAAACUCAGCCUACCUGUAACCAGACGCAUGGACGUCCUGUCCCAAGAGCUGCAGGCCGGUCACUGGGACUCUGCUGAUGAAGCUCAUCGCUCUCUGAUGGUCGACCAUGUGACCGAGGUCAGUCAAUGGAUGGUCGGCGUUAAGCGGCUCAUCGCUGAGACCCGCAACCUGAGUCCAGAACACCUGAAACUGCUCCAGAACCCAACGGUACCAGCCCAGGACCCAACAGAACCAGCCAAGGAUCCAAUAGAACCAACCCAGAGCCCAGGAUGCCAGUCCUGAGUUUCCCAGAACCCUGGGCGAGAUUCUGUACUGUUCUUCUCAUCUUCUGCGCCGGACCAGUUUCAGUUGUUUUGGUACUGGUACCAUCUGUUUCUGUUCACUUGUUUUGGACUCCUACAUCCUGGGACUCUGAUUCUGCUCAGACAGACCCAUCAUCAGAACCUCAGACGGUAAACUGAACCGGACCUACUGACAUCAGAACUCUGGACUCUUGGUUCUGGAACCAGAACCUCUGUAGGUCAUCAGGUGGACUCGUACCAGAAGAACCAGAACUUUAAGGCCCAGACUAUGAGGGUUCUGGACUUUAGGGAACCAGAACUUCUUCAUCAGAACCAGCUGUUUAGAACCAAACUGAACCAGAGCGGACCAUUCAGCUGAUUGGAUGGAAAGCUUCAGUCGUUUGUUGAUACCAUAGAACCUCAGCAUGGGUCCAGACCCGGUUCUGGAUCCUCAGCUGAAUGACUGGUAAACAUUGACGUUUCCCAGCCCAUAGCUCCGCUCUGAUUGGUCAGUUUUCCUGUAGGGGCCACUCUGAUUGGUCUUCUGAAACGAUUACAGGUUUGACAAUUUCCUCUCUGUGUUCUGAUCCGAUUGUAACCCUGACUGGUUCUGUUGCGGCGCAGCAGCAGAAUAAACAUCUGAAAAGUG